This is a messenger RNA of Brassicogethes aeneus, 685 nucleotides long. The record is from the annotation of a GenBank genome assembly. NCBI's taxonomy places the organism in Eukaryota, Metazoa, Arthropoda, Insecta, Coleoptera, Nitidulidae.
GGACAGCGCUACCAUGCUACUCAUUAUGCCCCCACAUGGUAACUGUAAUGGAGAUCAUAAUCAUCAACAUGACAAUCCAGAAAUGGGAAUUGAAUACAGUCUGUAUUCAAAAAUAAAUACAGAAAAUUUGGAAUGCCUAAACGAAGCCGUUGAAGGGUCUGGAAAAACUGUAUUCAAACCAUGGGAGGAUAGGCUUAAUUUUGAAGUUUUUGUUGAAUCAGAUGCUGACCAAGAGUUGUUGUUUAAUAUACCGUUUGUUGGUAAUGUUAAGUUAAAAGGAAUUAUAAUUGCUGGGGAAGAAGCUGAUAAUUUUCCCAACAGGGUUAGAUUGUUCAAAAACCGACCAAAUAUGACUUUUGACGAUGUCUCAUCCAAACCUGACCAGGAAUUUGAGAUAUCCCAGGACAAUCAGGGCCUUUUAGAAUAUGCAACUAAGGUUGUUACUUUUAACAAUGUACACCACCUAUCAUUGCAUUUUCCCAGCAAUUUUGGAGCUGAUGUGACAAGGUUAGCUUACAUAGGUCUUAAAGGUGAAUUUUUUGAGGCCCAUCACCAUGGUGUUACUAUUUGUAAUUAUGAAAUCAGACCAAAUAUGAUGGACCAUAAGAAUCCUUUGAAUGAGAACGUUUCAAGGGAUGUACAAUAAUUUUAUUUAAUUUUGUAAAUAAACCUUUUCACAAAUACA